Molecule: messenger RNA, 785 nt
Organism: Rhodotorula toruloides NP11
Lineage: Eukaryota; Fungi; Basidiomycota; Microbotryomycetes; Sporidiobolales; Sporidiobolaceae
Product: Barwin-related endoglucanase domain protein
Exons: 9
Source: RefSeq, a predicted model, not a curated record
CUACGGCCGACGCCGCUGCUGCCGCCGCCUCGUCCAAGGCUGCUGCCGACGCUGCGUGGGCUGCGUCCUCCUCGUCCUCCAAGGCCGCAGCCGACGCCGCCUGGGCCGCCUCGUCCUCGUCGUCCGCCGCUGCUGCAGCAGCUGCCUCGUCAAAGUCUGCCGCUGCUGCUGCUGCUGCUGCUGCGAGCUCGAAGGCUGCUGCGGACGCCGCCUGGGCCGCUUCGUCGUCCUCGUCCGCCGCCGCCGCCGCCGCCGCCUCCUCCAAAGCCGCCGCCGCCGCCAGCCCCGCCCCUACGAAAGUAGCCGACACCUCGUCCGGGUCCAACUUGUCCCUCCUCGCGCAAUCGGGCGUCAAGGGCUUCCUCGGGACCAACACGAACGCCAUCUUGAGUUGGUACCACACGAAUGCGGCGAGUGAUUCGACCAACGGACAUAGUUGGUGCCAAUUCCCGUACGAUGACUCGGUCCCGGGCGUCGCGCCUUCGCUCAAGACGAUGCUCAACAACUUUGGAGGUGACUACCAGGCUGCCGCUACCGCUUACUGCGGUCUCGAGAUGGUCGUCACUACGCCGGACGGCAAGAGCGCGACCCUCUACAUCGCCGACGCGUUCGACGACACCUGGGUCCGCACUCCUUCGUCCCUCGACGUCAUUUACGGCUCGUUCGCCCAGCUCUUUGGCUCACAGACCAACAACAAGAAUGAUGUCGUCCAAGGCGCCACAUGGAAGUUCACCGGCAACCGCAACUCGAAGUACGCCUUCAAGUCGACGACCUCGCUCUCCUAG